AUGGCAGACUCCAAGGGCACCGCACAGCCUACAGGCUAUACACCCGCUACAUCAGCCUUUGUGAAAGCCGCAGCAGCGAUUAAAAUGCCCACUCCUGCCGCCGCCCCCGCAGGUGCAAGCACCGAUGCAGCGACAAACAGGGCGCCCUUCAAGAAGUUUCAAAGCGCAGUCUCCCGGGUCCAGACAUUCACCGUUACGGUUUUUCGACUCCCAGAGCAACUGAACAGUGGACAGCCUGCGAAGGAGGACAAGUCCUCCCAACCGAUCGACGUUGCGGUUCCCAACUCACCCGCGGCGGCAACUGCUGCGACAGGUGUUGCCUCGAUUAUGAUGAAAGCAACGGACGUGGUGUCCUUCCGACUUGAGACAACUCUGGCCCAGAUCCGUUCAGCAUUGAAGGUCAAGAGCAAGAUACAAGGAGAAUUCCGCUUCUGCAAUGAAGUCGGCGCGGUCGUUGCCGACGACAGUUGUAUUAAUGACUAUUUUACGUCGCUCGCGAAGCGACCCGCUAUGGAUGAUAUUUCCUUCAAGCUGUACAUCACGGGCGACGCUGCACCAGCUGAGCCCUUGACGUCGGUGCUGACCAAACCGCCCUUUACGUUGAAGUUCAUUCGCAUUGAGAACGGGACUGAGAAGACGGUUGGCACUCUGCAUUCUGGAUCCAUGAAGGAUAAGAAUCCGUCUGCGCUCGUGAUGGGCGAGGUGCGGAAAUUGAUCAAAGACAUGUCCGUAAACCCCGAAAUCGACCAAUUCUGCAUCGCAGACGGGACGCCCGUUGGCGAAGGGGUUUCCUUGACCGAGUAUCUGGAAAUGACAGACGUCCAAGUAGUCCGCGAGCGAACCCCGAUAAUCCCCAUCCUCUACCACAGCACUGCGCGACCGGAGAAGCCGCGCUUCCACGGCGCCUCUGAGGAGGUGAAAGCCGCCAUGGAGAAGCUGCGACCGGACCUCUCCUUCACCGACCGAAGCGCCGAGGAGCUCAAGGCCGACAGGGAGGCGUUGGCAAUUCAAGAGGAGCUGGAUGCAGCCAAGUUCGCCGUCUCCGGCGCCAGCGUCAAGACGUAUACGAGCGCAAUGACCGAGCGCGACUGGGCCUCGGUUCUCCGGAACUGCAACUUGAUGUACGGCUGGCGCAUCGAUUUCGCGAAGAAUGUUCUGGAGAAGGCCCCCAAGGCAGCCUUUCAGUUGAGGCAGGGCUUGAAUCUGCCCCCGGUUCCGCCGGCUCCUGCGAAGAUCCAGCCGCGAGCGGUGGAGGCUGGAGAUAGAGCUGCCUCAGGUGACGAUAAGGCCGAGCCGAACAACCAGGAUCAGGACGAAGAAAACCCGCCGCUGCCCGCUGACCAAACCCCGGCGCAAGAACAGCUGCCACCAAGUGAACCCCCGGUAACCUCUGCAAAGGAGAUAUCAGAGGAGCUCCCAGCCAAGGUCGGUGCGAUUCCGUCGUUCCAGAUCAACGACCGGUCCAAGAUCGAAGUAGUCAGUGUCGUGCACCAGUUCCAGGAGUCGAUGGCCACGAAUCACUUCAGCAAAUCCUCACUUGAGGUUGGUGUAUCUGGGGGCUGGGCUGGGAACUCGGUAGGCGUCACGGCAGGCGUGGCGUCCUCUUCAUCCGAUAGUCAGAAACAGACUGAGAAGGCGACGCAAAAACGGAUGCUGGCCAGCUAUAAGUUUCCUCGCGUCACUGUGUUUCUCCAUCCUGACAAUCUCGAGCCGACGGAAGAGCUGAAAAAUGCUAUCAAACGGAUACAGAAAACUAAAAACAUCAAUGAUUUGCGCAAGUUGCGUGCCGAUUUUGGACACUUGUUCGUCCAACAGGCUGUCCUGGGCGGCUGCCUACAGACCACAAAAGUCACCGACGCAAAGGAAAAAUCUACGGAAGAAAAGUCCAAGGACGAGUUUAAGGCUGAGGUUGGGGUGGCGGUGCAGACGGCCUUCGGUGUAGGUGGAAGCGUCAAAGCAUCCCACGAGACGCAAGACGGUAAAGAACACGUCCAGUCGAAUCUCAAUCAGAGGGAGACUAUGUCGUUUGAGGCUACCGGCGGAAAUACUCUUUUGGCGUCCAAUCCUUCUGAGUGGUGCGCAUCAGUGGGAGACUUCAACAACUGGCGAGUUAUUGAUCAAUCGGAGCUCGUAUCCAUGGUCGAUGUCAUCGCCCAGCAUCCAAGCUGUACACAGGUAAAACAGUGGUUCAUGCAGGCUGUCCCGAAAUUGUCUGAGUACCUCGUUGUUCCUGACUCGCGUACACUGGACGUGCGAUUCAAACUAGCAGCCAACACGCCUACCAUGGCCAAAAUUGUCGGCAGCGAGAUUCCGGCUUAUCUAGGGCAUGACCCUCUACACCCUCCGGUCCCCCGAAAAACAGCCAUAACCAGUAGCAGAACCGGUGCACAAAUCAAGGAAAGUGUUAGGUUUGAUCCUUCAAACGCGCGAAUGGUGGUGGACAUGACCACAUUCUGUGUCGAAUCCAAGCUCGUCUCCAAGGACGCCAUCUUCUUUCCGUCAGGCACGCAAGCGCCAGUCCUUUUCCAACCAACCGAAUACCAACCGCUAGAUGCGAAUGGAGACCCCGAGCCACCAAAGGCGCAAGGCCCCAAUGAGCCAACGUCGUGGGAUAAAGUCGGAACAAUCCAAGACGAAUACCUCAAGCAUACCCUCUGGAGCCUGGAAAUUCCGCACGGCGAAAGCAUCGGCCACGACUCCCUCGUCUGCAUAAGCUCGCAAAAUAACGACACCUCCGCGACAAAGCGCUGCGUGCUCACCGUCUACCGCAACGCCCAGGGCGUCUUCCUCCCCGCUAUCUCCUCCACCGACGAACCUUCCUACUGGCGGAUCAUCAAAGCCCAAGGCGCCACCACCGAGCAACUCAAAUCCGGCGAGGAGAUCCGGCUCUGCUGGCAGUUCUCCGACCAGCCGGGUGGAUACCGCGACUACACGCAGGAUUGCUACGGGCGACGCCAGAGGGUCCGGCCCGCGGAUGUCCCCGUUGACCGGUUGUAUCUGAAAGUCCCGUUCCCGAGCUUCGGCGGGGGCACGGCCAGGUCCGGGCUGGGGCUUGUGCUUAGUACAUGUGCGCUGACGGAGCCCGUGUGGGAGGGGAUGAGGACGCUCAAACCGCAGAGUCACGAGACCGAGACGGUCAUGUAUAAUCUGCAUGAUCUGACUUUUAGGUUGGAUACUGUCGGAAACAACGGCCUCGGAGACUCACGAGACUAUAUGAACCAUGUCACCGCUGCGCAUUUACAAUUUGCCUCGACGAUCACCCACGGAAGCACCGUGUCGAAGCCGAUAGAGGUAGGCGGUCCGAUCGACCUGCUGGGCGGCGUCUUGCUUGGGCCCGUUGUCAAAGCAUCUGCUGCUAUUGUAGACACCUUUGUGAGCUGGCUGGGGUGGUAA
Molecule: messenger RNA, 3393 nt
Organism: Aspergillus udagawae
Lineage: Eukaryota; Fungi; Ascomycota; Eurotiomycetes; Eurotiales; Aspergillaceae
Exons: 18
Coding region: 1-3393 (1130 amino acids)
Source: RefSeq, a predicted model, not a curated record